Molecule: messenger RNA, 1008 nt
Organism: Parnassius apollo (apollo)
Lineage: Eukaryota; Metazoa; Arthropoda; Insecta; Lepidoptera; Papilionidae
Source: the annotation of a GenBank genome assembly
AUGAAAUGGAGAUUUCAAUACCUGAUCUCAAAAGAAAGAGAAGCUUUAAUGGCCACAUUUAGACAACACUUAAAAAAGAAAAAGGCUUCAGUAUCUUCUGGAUGUGGUUAUGAAGACGUAUAUAAACCCAUUUGGAUAUUUUAUGAUGUCAUGGAGUCGUUUCUGGGAGAUGUGUAUGAAUGUUCCAGUAAAAUGGAUAGGGACGAUGCGCCGACACAAAGAUAUGAACACACAGUAGUCGAACCUCAAACGUAUGAAACAAGAAAAGUGUUAGAUGAACAAGAGGAGCUUGCACGCCCUGCAAAUAUCAACACACAGGAAGGACUUCCAACCCCCUCUAAUAAAAACGUAUUGAAGCGUCGUUCCUCUAACCCUCCUGAAUUUCAAGAGGCAACCAGGCACAUGAAAAGUGCAUUGGGUACUAUCAAUGCUGUAUUAUCCAACAAAAUGAACCAAGGAGAUGAUGUAUAUGACCUCUAUGGAAAACUUCUAGCAUCAAAAUUGAAGAAGUAUUUUUCUGAUGUCGAACAACAGGAAGUCAUGUGUGAAUUAGACAAUGUAUUGAUAAAAAGAAUAAGGAAUCGCCAAACACAGAGUUAUAUUUCUUCCCCAAGUACUCCGCGCUCUGUUUUUUCUUUUUCACCUGCAUCACCACUUCAAAUACACCGUCCUUCAUCUUCCCAAACUUUUUAUAUUACAUCAGACUCGCCUGUAUCAAUGCCACAGCAGCCAUCUUCAUCCCCUGGUUAUCCUAUGUUAAGCAUACCAGAGCCAAAUAGUAUACUAACACCAAACAUAAUUAUGUUGUCACCGCAACACCCACACUUUACUCCAUCAACCACUACAGCAACAUUGCCAGUACAGAAAUCAGACAUUUAUAGUUCAACUUUUACUUCAAAACGUCAAUCAGGAAAUAGAAUAAAAAUUUUACAUGAUGAAGUGGUUAAUUCGGGACAAAUUAAUCCAAUUCGGGAAGCUUUUUCCAAAGCAGUUGAAGAUGAUAUUUAA